AUGCCCGAGGAGGCACUCCACAUAUUCAACCAAAUGCGCAACUCCGACGCUUAUCCAAUCCCAGACCCAGUGGCGCUUGUCACCGUCUUAAACGCUUACAUUUCCUCAGGAAAGCUUCAUGAUGCAUGCCAAUUCUUUGAACAAAUGCCGCUCCCCACCCGCAAUGUUGUCGCAUGGAAUGUCAUGAUAUCUGAUAAACUCUCAAAAAUACUUCUAAGUGUGUACCCAAACAGAUUCUUUGCACCCUGUAAUGUAACUACAUUCCCUUCCCCUUCACAUGAGGAUGAUGCAAUUGAAAACAUUGUUGACAACCCCACCAAAAAUGAGGCUUCUAAUGAAACUUCCAAGGGAAAAAGCUUUUGGGGUGCUGUUGGUUUGAUCAUUGGUGCUACUGUGGGCCCUGGAAUGUUGGGCUUGCCAUCUUUGACCAUUAAAUCUGGCCCAUUUCCUUCAACAAUCAUAAUUCUUGUCUCUUGGCUCUAUGUCAUUUCCUCAAUCAUUAUUAUUGCUGAGCUCUGCUUUGAUUCAAUGGAAGAACAUGGGCUUGAAGAGGUGAGCUUCACAAGCCUUGCAACAAACACAUUGGGAAGUGGUUUUGGUGCAUUUGUUGUUGUGGUUUACUCCACUUUGUGUUUCUCCUUGCUAGUGGCUUGUGUUGCUAGUAUUGGAUCCAUUUUCUCUCCAUGGUUUCCAAGGGUGAAUAUUUUGCUUGUUCAUGCCAUGUUUCCUCUUCUUGUUGGAACAUUACUAGGCUUUUUCCCAUUUAGUACUAUUGAUGUUGCAAACAGGCUUUUGUGCUUCCUUAUGCUUUUCUCUAUAACUGGACUUGUUGCUAUUGGAAUAUUAAUGGCAAGAGAUAACAUAAUAAACUCAUUUGCUUUUGCCUCAUGGAGACUUUCAUCAAUACUUCCUAUGAUACCUGUGAUUGUGCUCACAAUGGGAUUUCAUGUCAUAACCCCUUUUAUAUGCAAGGUUGCUGGGAAUACAAUAGUUGAGGCUAGGAAAGCUAUACUUAUUGGUGGGGUUGUUCCUUUAGUUAUAGUUUUGUCAUGGAAUUUGAUUGUGUUGGGGCUUGUGGGGACUAAUAACACAAAAGCCACCUCUAGUGACCCUAUAUCCCUUUUGCUUUCUGUGAAUCCAUCUGCUUUAUCUUCAGUUCAAGGCUUUGCCUUCUCAGCUAUGGCUACUAAUUUGAUAGGAUAUGCUCUAAGCUUGCCGAAACAGCUUCUUGACACUUUGGAAUUGGUAUUUGGAAAAGUCAAAGGUCACAAUGUUGAGCAUAAUAGUAGUGGAAGAGUUGGAUUGGUCUAUUACUCAGGAGGGUCUUGUGCUGGUAAUUCAGGGAAGGUUUGCUUCAGAGGUUCAAGAAAUGUGACUGUGAUUGGAUCUGAAAUGAGAUCGAUUGAGCAAAAUUUUGGUCCAAUUAAAGUGCUUGUAACACUGUCCCUCCUUGGUUUCUCGGUGCUCAUAGCUUCUUUUUUUCAGUCAACAUUUUCAAGAGCCCUUGAUUUUGCUGGGGUCUAUGCUAAUUGCUUUCUGUUUGGCAUUAUUCCUCCCGUGAUGGCUUACAUGCAACAAUCUAAGAAGAAAAUCAGGUCAUCAUCAAUCAUUCCCGGUGGAAAUGGGACACUUUUGUUGCUUUUUGUUAUCUCUCUGAUUUUGGGAAUUUGGCAUUAG
This is a messenger RNA of Cajanus cajan (pigeon pea), 1677 nucleotides long. RefSeq lists its product as uncharacterized. The record is from RefSeq and is a predicted model, not a curated record. NCBI's taxonomy places the organism in Eukaryota, Viridiplantae, Streptophyta, Magnoliopsida, Fabales, Fabaceae. Gene Ontology annotation, biological process: amino acid transmembrane transport.